This is a messenger RNA of Perca flavescens (yellow perch), 2593 nucleotides long. RefSeq lists its product as uncharacterized. The record is from RefSeq and is a predicted model, not a curated record. The coding region runs from base 172 to 1260 and encodes 362 amino acids. Lineage: Eukaryota; Metazoa; Chordata; Actinopteri; Perciformes; Percidae. The transcript has 5 exons.
CCACAAGGGGUCACUGAUCGAUCAUCGUCCUGUAUCUAAGCCAACUAGCUACACAACUACUGCUGUGUCUUCCUCUGCUAAGGCCCUGAGAGGAACAAACUCUAAACAAACAUAGCUAACUAUCUUUAACGCCUACAGGGGGUUAAUGUUUUGAUAUUUGAAAAAGACUAUAUGUCUAACCUAAAACUCACCUGGUUAUUGGCGUAUCGUCUAACGUUACUUCCUCUUUGUUUAAUAUCCCGGGUAAUCCCAGUUUGUGCUAACGUCACACCACCGGGGAGGUGUGCCUCUGGCUGCAGUAACGUUACAGGUGACGUGAUGCCUCAGAAUGGUAUGAACUAUGAGGGUAGAAGAGGAGGGACGCGUCACAACGCCUGUAAAGCCAACGGUCAGGUUCCAGGCACAGGUUUGGUUAAUGGAGCUGUUGUUCACAAUGGCUGCCCAGCUGAUGCCACUAGAACCAGUGAGAGAACCCCAGCUGGCACACUGAAUGGUACCAAACCACAAUGCAUGGUUGAUGGUUAUAUUAACCAGAGAUACAAGGGCAGGAGUACAAAAGCAGCGCCCCCAAGGACAAUCGGAAGACAUGGAAGCACGAUUUCAGCUGUCACUGAUGCCUCAGCAGCUGGCAGGGUCCACGGUGCAGGAACUCCAGGUGGUAUCUCAGUGUAUGGGGACACCGGUCUAGACACUGUUGCUUUGCCAUGUAAGUCUGACCAAAUGGCACCACAGCCCAGCCUGUCGGCAGCAGCAAAGAUCCAGAGAAGAAGGCCAAAAUUCAGACAUAAAAAGAGAGACACUGAAGUCGUCCAUCCGGUGUACCCUACUCGCCCAUUGAUGCCCCCACAAGAGAAAGAAGACUGGGAAAGUGAGAUCCAAGAAGUCACAAAGACUGACUGGGGAAAGUUCUGUUUCGGAGACACACCCUACGGUCCACAAGAUGUGCUCCAUUUUGAUUUGCGCGAUUUGACACUCAAGCAAAGGGACACAGUGGACCUGCCGGUGACAGCCAAUUACAACCCAGCCGUACACCACCCUCACCCUGUCAAAUGGUCCUGCUACAGCAUUCCCACGGAGACGGACCAGUUCGCAGACGCUGACGAGAUUAGCAUGUGUGUGUCAGGAGCAUGGGUUUUAACUCACUCUGACUGCGAGCUGAGGCCCCUGGCAGGGGAAGAUGUGGGUCUGGCAGGUCUCAGCAGCUCUGCAGCCCAGCUCAGCUCCGCUGGUGGUUGCGGGCCCGACUCCAUGUCACACUAAAGAGGUAUUCAAGAGCACUCCUUACUGGGAGGCCUCCAGCGUGAAAACGGGACAAUGUCAUCAUGUCUUGUUGUUGGCACCAUGGUGGCUCCACAAUAGGUUCUGAGCCACCGAGCUGAAAAGAAGCAUGGACAUUUAUGCCAGUUGAUUUGUGCGGCGUUUGCCAUUUUCCCCAUGAUGAAUGGAGGCAAGAGCACUGUUACAGUUACUGACAGCCUCCCAGGUCUGCCUUAGAGCAGUGGUUCUCAACCUUGGGGUCGGGACCCCCAAGUGGGUAGCGAGAUCAUUUCUGGGGGUCGCCAGAUGGUUGGGGAGAAAAAAAUUGAAAUACCAUUCUAGACUCUCCCUAUUCUGGGGAAUGGUUUUUACAUUACUGUGCGUUUGGUACAUUUCAUGUGUUAUAUUCAGAGCUUCAUUUGUAAAUCAGGAGGUCCUUGAACACAGAAAGGAGUCUGAAGGCUGGUCAGGGGGAGAGAAAAAGUUACAUCAAAAAUCCACAGAGCCUGAUGCACAUUGGACAAGACUAGGUGCAAGCUGCUAAAACUAAACUGUCAUUAAAGCAAAGUAUUAUUUGUUUACAUGUAUUAAUCAGAGCAUUCACAAAAAAAACACUCAAAAUCAGCGGAGGGAGGUAUGUAGAAACAGCAGUUUACACUCUUUUACUUUACUUACGUUACUCGUUUGUAACUCUCGAGGGGGAUGGGGGGGUCGUGGACACCAACCUUAUUAUUCUGGGGGGUCGCGACUUGAGAACAACUGCCUUAGAGAAUAAGCAUCAGUGUGGCACCUCUUAAAUCAAUCAAACUCCAUCACUGGCUUUUUAACAGUUUCCGAGCAGCAAUACAUCAGAUUUCCCAAAAUGCAGACCAUCUGAAGUACUCGGGUGGUGAAUUUACAAUUUCAUGGCUUAAAAAAAUACUCUAGCACUUUAGUCAAUAAACGUGUGUGCUGUUUGGCCAGGAAUUGGAUGAAAAAAAUCUAUUCAAUCUCUUUUAAUACAGACUUUGACAUGUUUAGCCUUACAACACCACCUUCUCUUACCACAAUGUCUGAGACCAAGGGUUAACCGCUAGCCUAGAUGUAUUCAAGCAACUACACACAUUGUAUCUUGCGCAUUUUACACAUAAAAAAAUAGCAAUGUGGUUUAGCAGUUGAGUUAUGCAUUGGAGCAAUUUACUUACCAACAACCACAGGGACCAGUGACUGUACUGUAUGUAGCACCUUUAAAAUAAAACUGACAUACAUUUUCAAGCCAAUUAAGCCAAACUCUCAAAUGUUAAGAACUUCUUAAAAAUACAGUUCAUUACCCCACUUCCCACAUUUGUUUUGUCUU